This is a messenger RNA of Exophiala aquamarina CBS 119918, 1161 nucleotides long. RefSeq lists its product as uncharacterized. The record is from RefSeq and is a predicted model, not a curated record. Gene Ontology annotation, molecular function: FMN binding; oxidoreductase activity. Lineage: Eukaryota; Fungi; Ascomycota; Eurotiomycetes; Chaetothyriales; Herpotrichiellaceae. Bases 1 to 1161 code for a protein of 386 amino acids. The transcript is spliced from 2 exons.
AUGGCAGGGGGCGCACCCGUUCCGAUCCCGGUGCAGGGCAAAGAUGCCAUGGUCCUCUGUAUGGAAGAUAUCCAGAAGAUAGCGAAUGAAAGAUUCAACCCUGUCGUCAGAGAUUUCAUCAACGAUGGCUCGACAUAUCAAACGACGAUCGCCGAGAACUCCAGCGCCUUUGGCAAGUACCGACUGCGGGGCCGCGUCAUGGUCGAUGUCUCCAAGCUCGACCCCUCAACCGUCUGCCUGGACCGUAAAGUCAAGUUUCCGCUGGGCAUAGCCCCCGGGGGCUUGCACGGCAUCGCGAACGCGGAAGGCGAGCUGGCCACGAGCCGCGCCGCGGCAGCCACAGGCGUCAAUAUGAUCGUUUCGAGUUUCGCGAACUUCACUUUUGAGGAAAUCACCAGCGCUGGAGGAUGCAAGGGUGGUGACGGGCCUGUCUCAUACGCACAGCAGCUGUACAUGAUGCGCGAUCGAGCACUGCAGGAGCGGAUUAUCGAGCGAGCCGAGGCAGCCGGUUGCAAGGCGAUAUACCUGACAGGCGACUCGCCGGUGCUCGGGGUGCGGUACAACGAAUGGCGAAAUGAUUUUCGUACGCCAGAAGGGCUCUACUGGCCGAUUCUGGAGCGGACCUCGGAAGACAUCCGCAACACCAAGCACGACACAGGAUUCAUGGCUUUCAACGACGACUCGCACAACUGGGUGCGCGACAUUGCCUGGCUGCGGUCCAAGACAAAGAUGCAGAUCUGGAUCAAAGGCAUCUUGACCGCCGAGGACACAGAGCUGGCCAUCCAACAUGGCUGCGAUGGCAUCCUGGUAAGCAAUCACGGCGGGAGACAGCUUGACGGAGUGCCUGCGACAAUUGACGCGCUGAUCGAAUGUGUCGACGCCGCGAAAGGUCGAAUUCCGAUCCACAUGGACGGUGGGGUCCGGAAAGGCACCGACAUCUUCAUUGCCCUGGCUCUCGGUGCGGACUACGUCUGGGUCGGCCGCCCUGCAUUCUGGGGUCUGGCAUAUAAUGGCCAGGCAGGCGUCGAGAAGAUGUUGGAUAUCCUGUAUGAGGAUUUCCGUCGGUGUAUGGCGCUUUGUGGUUGUAGUUCUGUCAAGGAGAUCAACAGAAGUUGUGUGGCCAGGAUGGGCUUGGAUGGCGUCUUGAGGCGGCUUGAAUAG